This is a messenger RNA of Saccostrea cuccullata (small rock oyster), 2375 nucleotides long. RefSeq lists its product as uncharacterized. The coding region runs from base 822 to 1895 and encodes 357 amino acids. NCBI's taxonomy places the organism in Eukaryota, Metazoa, Mollusca, Bivalvia, Ostreida, Ostreidae. The transcript is spliced from 7 exons. The record is from RefSeq and is a predicted model, not a curated record.
AGAGCAGGGAUAUGAAUUGAAACCAAGGCUAGGACAUAGUAAAAUACACUUCUUUCAUAGAUUUUAUAUACUUUAACACUACAGUAUAGAAUUGUAAAUUAGGUUGUUGUCUACUAAGUUUACCAUCAGUGACAGAGAUUGGUUUACUUAGCAGUGGGUUGCGUAUGAAAAGAAGACAAUUAAGGAAUACACAUAUACAUUCAGGUAUUAAAUUUUAAGCAGUAUAUAUUUUAAUUAUUUUGAGCUAUUCCAACUUACCUCUAGAAUGUUUUGAAACUAAAAGUAAUAGAAAAAUAUCGCUUUCCUCAUUUGGGCAAUUCGGAAAUAUUGAGUGAGGAGUUCAGGUCACUUGACUUAAUCAUAAAUGUAUUGCGUUUGCUUCCUCCUAUACAAUGUUUAAAAAUGUGAUAUCGGUUAAGUUAAUAGAUAUUUGUGUCAAUAACUAAAUGCAUUCAAAACAAAUUAACUUUGUGAGCGAGAAGAAUAAUUUGAAAGUGGAUGCAGAUUUGAAGAAUGAUUUCAAUAUUGAACCAAUUUGUUGGUUUUUUCGUGUGGAUUAUUGGUUUUAAUGUCUUCUACAAUGCCACCUCAAGUGUUACUAAUUCAAAACAUAGGUGUGCCCUUCCUUGGAAAAGAAUUUUUGGAUUAACAACCAAUGCGACAGAUGAGACUGGAAGAUUUUUCGACGGAUUGAGAAAUAUAAUCACUGGUUUUUUAUAUAGUCAUGAAGAAGAUGAAAGUUUGAAAAUUCAUCUUAACAAAUGUUCCAAAGAUAUCAACUGUAAACUUUCUACUGUCCUAGACAAAACAAAAAAGGUGUGAUGUUUCUUUGCUUAUUGGUAGACAGAUCGGAAGUUUGUUACAUAUCCAAUUGUUCUUGUCAGAAAAGGCAAGGAAAACGAGAAAUUCCGUCAAUAAUUUUUCUGAAUUCGACUAAAGAUGAAGAUAGAAUUGGUGAUCGGGAUAAAUAUGAUCUACGGUGUGAGCUCAGAAAAUCAACAAAGAAAUAUCUACAAUAUAAAACAGUCAGCAGUUUAAAUCAAAAUGUGAUCUGUACAAACGUUGUCAAACAAAAUGGUUUCAAGGAGGAAAAAACUUCAGAAAAAGAGGAAUGUUUAUGCAACAAUCGAAAAAAUAGAGAUACUAACAUGGGUAUCAACGCUCUCUAUUUCUUUGGCGGAACAAUGUUGGGAUUGUUUUUUGGAAUAGGUAUCACUGUAGCAUAUUUUAAAAGAAAAUCUAAAAAACCAAGAGUUUUAUCGGUUCGUAACAUGGUAUAUAAUCGGGAAAGGACAGACAACGAAGAAAUCACUUUCAAGGAAAUUACUGAAUAUUCUGAAAUCCCUAACAGUUAUAGUAAUAUUGAAGAAGAGGAAGCACUAUUGGAAGAAAAGAGAUUGAAAAUUGAUUGCAAACAAGGUAGAGAUGAUUGUGCUGAAACACAUGUUGUACAAUCCCUGACUGUAACAAAAAGCCCCAGCAGCCCAAGCUUUGUGGAAAAUUCACAACCACUACAAUCUGUUGAAGCUUUAAAAAGUGAAGAAUGUUUGGAACUUACCACUCACAAUUAUUACAGACAGUUGCAGGUGGAUAGCGAUCUUGUUAAAAUUGAGAAAAAAGAAGACGAAGGUUGUUCAUUAGAGAAAGAAAAUCAUUACGUCAAUGAAAAGGAUGGUGCAAAUCUAGUUGGUCCUAAUGCCGAAAAUGUUAAUCAUUACUCGAUCUUGAUCGAGAAUUCCACAGAAAAUUGUAAAAUCUAUUUACCACAAGACAAAAAUAGUAGGUCAUCAAACCUUUGCAAGUUUACUGAUGAUUACAGUGAAGAGGAACCAGCAUACUAUGUUUUAAGCACAACUCAGACAAAUCCACCCGUUUAUACCAAUACAUGUGAUUAAGCAGCGACCAGGACACUGUUCAAAACAUAACCCGUAAAAAACUUCUCCCAAAAGUGGAAGAUUGAUUAAGGGUUUGAAUUUACUUCUCUUUUUCUUUUUACUAAAUGUUUAAGCUUUUUUUUUUUUUACUUUUCACAAUUUCAUUUAACCUUUGGAGGAACUUUCAGCAAAAAAAUGGAUUUUCUAUUCGUUUGGAUGCAAACAAUGUAUACUUAUUUCUCAUGACAAAAAAGCCCUUACAGGGCAGGUGGAAGCAUCCUGACGGUGCAGGACUGAAAUACUUUAUAUUUGUGUAAAAAUAGAAAUUGUAAAAUGAUCACUACACAUUUAACUGCGCCAUCAUUUACUGUGAAAUGACAAAUUUUCAUGGGGGUCUAAUUUUCGUUGUUUUUAAGGUAUGGAGAGACCCACGAAUUCAUGUCCACUACAAAAUGUAAAAUGUUACAUACAUGACUACUCAACAAUUCUUCAUCUAUGAUU